AUCACGAAGCGAGGCAGACGCUUCAGAGAAAGCGAAAAUUCAGAUCGCCGGCUAAUUGAGGAAAUGGCAAUCUCCGCUUGGACGCUUCUGGUGGCGCUGAUCGCGUGGCGAUCUGGAGCGGAGGUCGACGCACAGGUGCCGGGCCCCCGGACCCGUUAUCAGCCCAACUGGGCCAGCCUGGACCAGAGACCCCUGCCCCGGUGGUACGACGAGGCCAAGGUGGGCAUCUUCCUGCACUACGGCGUGUAUUCCGUGCCCAGUUUCGGUUCCGAGUGGUUCUGGACUAACUGGAAAAAUCUCCGUAAUCCAGGCUACGUUCAAUUCAUGCAACGCAAUUACAAGCCCGACUUCACUUAUCAGGAAUUCGCCAGCCAAUUCACAGCGGAGCUAUUCAAUGCCACCGAGUGGGCGUUACUUUUCCGAGAUAGCGGGGCCAGAUAUGUAGUGCUCACCAGCAAGCAUCACGAUGGCUUCACGCUGUGGCCCUCGAAGAACAGUUUCGGAUGGAAUGCCGUGGAUGUGGGUCCCAAGCGGGACAUAAUCAAGGAACUUGCUGCCGCCGUUCGGAAGGAGUCGAGUCUGAAGUUCGGUCUCUACUACUCCCUGUUCGAGUGGUUCAACCCGCUGUGGACCGACGACAAGUUGCACCUGUUGAUGCAGCAGCACUUUGUGGAGCGCAAGGUGCGGCCGGAGCAGAUGGAGCUGGUGCAGGAGUAUCUGCCGGAGAUCAUCUGGUCCGAUGGCGACUGGGAGGCUCCGGCCAAGUACUGGCGUUCCGAGGAGUUCAUCGCCUGGCUGUACAACGACAGUCCUGUGAGGGACACGGUGGUGACCAAUGAUCGCUGGGGCUUUGGCACCGCCUGCAUGCACGGCGACUUCUACAACUGUGCCGACCGCUUUAAUCCCGGCAUUCUGCAGGCCCACAAGUGGGAGAAUGCCUUUACCCUGGAUCGGACCAGCUGGGGUCAGCGAUUCGAUGUGUCUCUGGCCAAUUUCAUGACCUCCAAGGAUGUUAUAAAAGAGAUCGUCACCACCGUCAGCUGCAAUGGCAAUGUGCUCAUCAAUGUGGGACCCACAAAGUAUGGAACUAUCCUGCCGAUUUUCGAAGAGCGCCUGAGGGACAUGGGUCGCUGGCUGAAGAUCAACGGCGAGGGUAUCUACGGCAGUGUGCCCUGGAUUUACCAGAAUGACACUAUCACCCCGGGUGUUUGGUAUACCCGACAACAGGAGGCCUCCAAUGGAAACAUUACCUUUUAUGCAUUUGUGCUGGAAUAUCCGUACGACACCAAUGAGUUGGAUAUUUAUCCCCUUGGCAAAGAGAUCAACAUCUUCCGCAAUGUCAUGUUGACCGGUUUUGAUUUGGGAACCGGUGAAGAGAUCCUGAAUGAUCAGACCACCCAGGUCGUUAUGUUGGGCAUGGAAGGCACCAAAAUAAAGUGGACUGCGGAUCAUAACAGAUUGCACAUUGUGUUUCCCCCGAAAAAUCACAUCGAUAAGCGAGGACUGGACUACGCUUGGACCUUUAAAAUAACUAUAUCGUAUUAACAGUCAGUACAAGAAUAACCCUACAUUUUAAACUAUUGUAGGUUUUAGUUAUUAGUUAUUUUCAUUAAGGGAGCGAUUUCUGUAUAUUUCCCACUUAAAAGUGAUCAACGAUUAUCAAUAAAUAAAAUCUAAAAAUCUCCUUAUGGAGUUACGAAUCAA
Molecule: messenger RNA, 1704 nt
Organism: Drosophila subpulchrella
Lineage: Eukaryota; Metazoa; Arthropoda; Insecta; Diptera; Drosophilidae
Gene: Fuca
Product: putative alpha-L-fucosidase
Exons: 6
Coding region: 64-1545 (493 amino acids)
Biological process (GO): fucose metabolic process; glycoside catabolic process
Cellular component (GO): lysosome
Molecular function (GO): alpha-L-fucosidase activity
Source: RefSeq, a predicted model, not a curated record